Fulvia fulva is the source of this 399-nucleotide messenger RNA. RefSeq lists its product as uncharacterized. The coding region runs from base 1 to 399 and encodes 132 amino acids. The record is from RefSeq and is a predicted model, not a curated record. The transcript has a single exon. Lineage: Eukaryota; Fungi; Ascomycota; Dothideomycetes; Mycosphaerellales; Mycosphaerellaceae.
AUGGUCAACUGGAAGCGCCGCAUGCUUCUGAUCCUCUAUGCCUACGACAACAUGGCUGCAUUCAUGCUACCUAUCGGCAGCCAGAGAGGUGAGGGUCUCAAACACAUUGCUAGUGAGCUGAAGAAGUACUACAUUACCCUUAAGGACUUCGUUGAUGACGACUUCCACAACGAGUCGAGAAGCCAGAAACCAUUAGUCGUCACUAAGAUGUUCGGCGGGGAGCCUAUAGGCAAGGUGUCGAGCGUCUGCUUGACUGCUGGCUUUGCGAUCAAGUCCGACGAGGACAUCCGCAAAAAUGGCUACAUCUCGCGCGCGAGUGCCCAUUACGUUACCAAGCAGCAUACUGCACUUGCUAGCAGAGAAUUGGACUCUACCUGGAUCAAGAACAACAGGUCUUGA